This is a messenger RNA of Chelmon rostratus (copperband butterflyfish), 4710 nucleotides long. RefSeq names its product par-6 partitioning defective 6 homolog beta (C. elegans) (gene pard6b). The transcript has 3 exons. The record is from RefSeq and is a predicted model, not a curated record. Gene Ontology annotation, biological process: centrosome cycle; establishment or maintenance of cell polarity; regulation of cellular localization. Bases 317 to 1531 code for a protein of 404 amino acids. Lineage: Eukaryota; Metazoa; Chordata; Actinopteri; Chaetodontiformes; Chaetodontidae. Gene Ontology annotation, molecular function: protein kinase C binding. Gene Ontology annotation, cellular component: cell cortex; apical plasma membrane; nucleus.
GAGUGUCAUGGUCAGAUGUAGACUUACGGACACACUGUAUGCUGUCGCGGUAUAGCUUCAUUGGCAGCGGCAAGUAUGAGAGGAGAUAAGUUUACAGGGUGAGCUCGGCUGGUUGGCAGCCGCUGUCGCAUUCUUGGCGAGACGAGGCAAACCGUUGGACGUCGAAAAGUCGCGGGACAGUGUGUGUUACUGGAAAAUAAGUGGUGGACACAUACGGUUGUUGGAUACAGAGCGGCUGCGGCGGCGGCGGGAGCGGCAGGAGCAGCGUGUCCAGUGGCGGUGUGUCCUUUGGCGGCGGUCCCGCUGCUAGCGAAACAUGAACAAAAACCACCGAGUGCCGAGCAGCCGUUCACUGAGUGCCGUGGAGGUGAAGAGCAAGUUUGGUGCAGAGUUUCGUCGGUUCUCGCUGGAUCGGUCGAAGCCGGGUCGCUUUGAUGAGUUCUACGGCCUCUUGCAGCAUGUUCAUCGCAUCCCCAAUGUGGAGUUGUUGGUGGGCUAUGCCGAUGUGCAUGGGGACCUGCUGCCCAUCAACAAUGAUGACAACUACCACAAAGCCAUCACCACUGCCAGCCCCCUACUCAGGCUGUUCCUGCAGAGGAAAGAGGAGGCUGAUUACACGACUUUUGGCACCGACUCGCUGACCCGAAAGAAAAAUACAGUGCUUUCUGCAGUUCUUUUGAGACCUGACGCCAACAGGAAAAAACCACCGGUGAUCAUCAGCCUGCCUAGGGACUUCCGCCCUGUCUCCUCCAUCAUAGAUGUGGACAUCCUCCCUGAGACGCACCGACGCGUUCGCCUGUACAAGCACGGCCAAGAAAAACCUCUGGGCUUCUAUAUCCGUGAUGGCUCCAGCGUACGAGUCACUCCACAGGGCCUGGAGAAAGUCCCGGGGAUAUUCAUCUCUCGCAUGGUGCCCGGCGGCCUGGCAGAGAGCACCGGCCUGCUGGCAGUCAAUGACGAAGUGCUGGAGGUGAAUGGUAUCGAGGUGGCUGGGAAGUCUCUGGACCAGGUCACGGACAUGAUGAUCGCCAACAGCCACAACCUCAUCAUCACCGUCAAGCCCGCCAACCAGCGGAACAAUGUUGUUCGCAGUGGAGGAGGAGGAGGCGGGGCGUCCGGUAGCUCAGGACGCUCGUCAGACAGUGGUGCCAGCUACUAUGGCUACUCAUCGCACGGUGGGGUCGGUGCCCCGGCCUCCAUGCCAUCGCACAUCAUCCAGAACUUCCCUGUCGGAGAGCUGGAGAGCGACGAGGACGACGAGGACCUCGUGAUCGAGGCAGGAGGCGAGGCUGAGCCCAUCAGACGGGCCCCCUCCAACUAUAGCAUGCCCUCGCUGCCUCGCUAUGAACCGCACCUCAACCUCCGCUCUGCCACCACCUCCGCCCUUUCCAUCAACGCCAAUGGGACCCUGCCAGCCAGUGGCAGCAGUGGAUCACUGAGCAACGCCAAUGCCACUUUGACCACGCCGUCACCAGACAGAGCAAUGGAGAGGCGGAGUCUGGAGGAGGAUGGCACUGUUAUAACUCUGUAGACUGGGCAUUCAUACACUGGAAACCAGAGAGACAAAUACCCAAAUACCUAUUCCACACACUUCUGAGAGUCAUGGAUCAGAAGAUCAAACACAGGAACACCCGGUACCAUCAGUGACUGUACUUGAGAAGCACAAUGAAAUGUGUACAUAUUAAAUCUCAACGCGACACUGACACCUAAAUGUUUGUUCAUCCUUUUACAUUUACGCAUCAAACACAGCACCCCAUACUUUGCUCCUUUACAUGCCAAUGACGCAUGUGUGCCAUAGUGGUGACGCCCUCCCUGUUGCUGCAGGCUCAAAAAUGACAGAGAAAAGAAGUGUAGGAAAAGUGUAAUUUGGUGCCCCCCUGCCCUUCACAUUGUUUCUAAAUCACUGGAAGCACUUGUUUUUACUCCUAAAACUGUUUCUAUGCUGAGCUUCCACUAGAGGGCAGAGAUGAGAGACCCCAUCCUCCCCAUUUUUUCCCAUCAGUCCCAUUAAUAGACGAAGGUAGAAGUCUUGUAAGCAAGUUCAUUCCUACGGCCCCAUAUAAAGUACACACUGAAGCAGGAUUUUAGCUAAUGCGUUUGUUGACAAUCUGUUUUUUUUCCACCCCACCCCUGCACCACAGUACGACCACCCCCCUCCCCCCGUUGACCACGGCAUGCGAUUGGUACACAGUUGCGGUACUUUCCACACAAUGCAGUGCCACAACAAUCGACCAAGUGCUGAGAUCUGCAAUAAUACUGUAGUUUUUAUUGAGGAGAAACCACAUAAGAAACAAGUCUGGGUUCGUUGUGUUUGCUCAGAUGCUUUUAACCACUGUUAUUUGCUGCUUGUCCUUUCUCUACCUGCUGUGAUCAUGACUGACUGAUAAUGAAAGGUUGAUGAUUUUGAUUAUUCAUGGGAUCAACUUGUCUUCUGAAAAUCCCUUUACUAUUAGGCCUGUGUUUUAUAUUAUUUUAAAAUUUUCUUUUUCUUCUUUUUGUAAAAAAUACAAAACAAAACAAAAACAUACCAGAUACAAGUGACUGUAUGACCAGUUUCCAUCUGGCCCUUUGUAAUUUUUGGGUCACGCCAGAAAAUUGCCCCUACCUGGAAAUGGGACAUCUUAGAAAUAACCUCUCUCUCAGAUUUCCUUCAUAUUGCACUCUCUCCUUUCCACGACAAGGGCUAUUUCCCCUGCUGCAUGUGUACAAAUGACAAAAUGUGAAUGUGAUUUAAUUUGUUUUCUUUGUUUUCUCCCUCUUCAUUCUGUCUGGUCCAUAACUCAAUAUGUCUAACCUCAGUGCUGUAAAGUUUAUUCCUCUCUGCUGUUUCCUCGUCAGAACCAGAAUUCACCUGGAUGUGUCCCGAGACAGUCACAUAUGAAAGGUGUUCUCUCCAGUACAUUUUUACAUUGAAUUCAAUUAAUGACACACUAGGAAGGAAUGUUAAGACAACUGGUUUCAGAAUAGCUACUGAAUAUUGAUUAUGGGCCUAACUGGCUAAUUGGCCCAUAGUCAAUAUUAACUGUACUGUUUAAUAGCUGUACUGUAACUUUAUUAGCAAAUACAGCCACAGAUGUGAGUUGAAGUGGGCAAUGCAUACAGUGACAAUAGAGAAACUGCCUUUAUCUCAAAAUAAUUCCAGGUCAGAUUGAGUCAUAUUUAAACAAACACACAUGCAGGUACACUGGGCACAAACGCUCUCUGUAUUUGAUGAAGGUGAGGUCUGUCUUAUGUACAGUCCGUCUUGGCUCUGCUCUGUAUGUGCUUUCCUUGAAAAGUCCCUAACAAGGCUUCCUCUCAGAAAAAAAACUUCUUCAGAAAUCAUGGUUGCAUUUUUUCUUCAAAGCUGCAGUCGUAAACAUUGUUUUAAUAUUAAAACUCCAAAAUCCUCUGAGGCAAAUUUGUGAUUUCAGGCUGUAUGAAUACAAGUGAGGUUAUCUUCACCAACAAAUUUUCAUACUGCAGCUUUAAAUUGUAUUUGUGGGAUUUUUGUACUUGACUCUGAUGAAUUUUCUGGUGAAAUCACUCAGAAGUGUGUGUUCCUGAUCACAUCUCAUGAAAAGUUCUCCACAGAAACAAGUAAUUCUGCCACAGUUUUAGUUCCUGUUUUUAAAGCGGAUCCACAACGUUGAUUGGAAGGAUAUACCCAUUAACAUUACAUGCUGCUGCUAACUGCCUUCCUGAAGUGAGAGCAGAUGCUCUAUUAUUUCCCUUAUUGAUUUUCAGCAUUUUUAACUCCCAUUAAAAGUGAAACAUAGACUCACUCACAUAAACAUGGUUGACACAUACUCUCAGUAAUGUUAAUUGGCUCCAUGAACCUAUGUGCACUUGAAACGCAGUACACUCACACAAGUCACCAUCAUGCUAUUGUUCAUUUGUAGCUCUGUUCAUUGUUUGAAUAUCUGAUGAGCCUAUCAAACAGUGAAUAUCACUGACUGGAAACCAAGACACAGGUCAUAUAUGUGCGUCCACUCGUGUAUUUCAAGUUGUUUGUAUACACUACUGUCUUUUUGGCCUGUUAUGGUACACUGAGUGCUGGUGGGAUUCUGCCUUCUUUCAUUGCCGACAUUAAACAGUAAUGAAUGGUACUCUGGAUGGAAGACUUUUAGAAAUCAAUGUUAAUUUAUUUUCUGUAUUUCUAACUUUACCACAGGACACUGGGAUUGUAACCACAGCAACAUUGUUAUUUAUUCUCUAAUCAUCCGUCUGCGUACUCUUCUUUGUACACAUUUUAUGACUUUAUUUUUAUAACUGAUACGUUUUUGUUUGUUCAUGACAGUUUUGCUUAUAAAUCUCGCGGUAGAUGUUAUUGCCCAAAAGGAGAUGAUUUUAGUGGGAGGUUUUACUGUUCUGGCUAAAGCAACAGGAGAAUGCGUGUUCAAGAUAUGACACUAUUAUUAUUUCCAUACUGUGAAUUAUCAAUAUUAUGUUGUGGGAGAGAAACAGUUGUAUUAGCACAACCUCAAAACAGGCUACAUGUUUUACUUUGUGUCCAUUUUUUUAAGUGAUGAGCAAUGAUUGCUUGCCAGAUAAAUCCUAUGGUAUAGAUUUGUAAUGAAGAUUGUCAGUAUUUUCAUAUCGAUGCUAUAUAUGAUGUACAUUUUUAUCACAUUUAAUGAAAAUGUUUUGAGAUUCAACUGAAGAUAUAUAAAUAAAUCGAUGUACACCUGUAAUUGCUGAUUGGAGGAGCUGGAUAAAAUAAACUAAUGU